CUUCCUCUCCCCGUUUUGUCUUGUCAACUAACCCCCUCUAGUGCUGAACAGGCUGCAUUUGACCUGCGGGCUGCCGGCAGCCGCUUCCCAGCCGAGGCGAGCGAGCGAGCGAGAGAGAGAGCAAGGGCUCCUUCUUCUCCUUGGCUUUCCUCCGCCUCUUUCUCGGGGAGCCACCAAGGAGGCGACCGGAGCCUCCGUGGCCUUGCUCUCCUCCCACGGAAGGUGCCCUGACUCCUGCCAUUGCCUUCCUUUCCCUCCCUUUUUCAUUCCUUGGCGAGGAAGGGGAGAAGGAGAGCGGCUCUGAUUCUCCAUCUACAUUGCCCUCGGGGACCUCCCCGUCCCGCUCUCUUUGGACGCUGGGACCUUGCUCCUUUGGUGCUUUGGAAUAAGAAGAGGGGAGGGAGAAGCAGUUGAGGAGGCGGAGGAGGAGGAAGAGGAGGAGGAGGACUCCGCCGUCCAGCCCUCGAAGCCGAUGGAGGAGGAGAAGAGGAAGGAGGAGGAAGAGGAGGGCCGCGGAGGAGAAGCCUGGCCCCGCUGAGAAGGAUUGGGGCGCGCCGUCCCUUUAGGCGCCUGGACCAAGUUUCCUUGACGGCCGCGCGGACGGAGCGAGAGGGAGAGAAGAGGAGCUGUCCAGCAUUUCAGCACCUUCCCGACAGAGAGGCGGGCUUCUCUUUGCCAUUUCUUGUAUUUGGAGAGAGAAAGGGAAGGAAGGAAGGGAAGAGAGGCAAGGACCUCUCCUCCCUCCCAAUCUCUCGAAGAGGCGGCGGGUAGAAAGGAGGGGAUGCCGCCCCUCAAGCCGGGUUGCCGGAGAAGGCUGCUCCGCUUGGGGAAGGCUUUGCCAGUCAAGGGUUGAGAGGAGGCUGGGUGUCUCUCGCCCCUCGGGACGGGGCACUUCGGACUGGACGGUGGCCUCUGGGCUGGGAAAGAGGCUCAUCUCCGGGCACGACGACCCCCGCCUUGGAGCCCUCGCGGGGGCCUCGAGCCUGGAAGAGGAGGAGGCGGAGGCGGAGGAGGAGGCGGAGGAAGCCGAGGGAAGGGUCCUGAAGCCCCCUUGGCCAUGGGGGGCGCCUCCCUCCUGUGGCCGUGGAGCCUGCUCUUCCCUCUCCUGGCUGGGCGCCCCGGGGCAGGCAGCCACGUCUCCAGCAACCAAGUUGUGCUGCUCGAUACAACUACUGCAAUUGGAGAGCUGGGAUGGAAGACCUAUCCACUAAAUGGGUGGGAUGCCAUAACAGAAAUGGAUGAAUAUAAUCGCCCCAUCCACACUUACCAGGUAUGUAAUGUUAUGGAACCCAACCAGAACAACUGGCUUCGCACAAAUUGGAUUUCCCGUGAUGCAGCCCAGAAAAUUUAUGUGGAAAUGAAGUUUACACUGAGGGACUGCAACAGCAUUCCAUGGGUAUUGGGGACAUGCAAAGAAACAUUUAACCUCUACUACUUGGAAUCCGAUGAAUCCCAUGGAAUUAAAUUCAAGCCAAACCAGUACAGUAAAAUUGAUACUAUUGCAGCUGACGAGAGCUUUACUCAGAUGGAUUUGGGUGAUCGCAUCCUUAAACUGAACACAGAAGUUCGUGAAGUGGGACCAAUAAACAGGAAAGGAUUUUUUCUUGCUUUCCAAGACAUUGGUGCAUGCAUUGCUUUGGUGUCUGUCCGUGUUUACUACAAAAAGUGUCCUUUCACUGUUCGGAACUUGGCAAUGUUUCCUGACACUAUUCCAAGGGUUGAUUCUUCCUCUUUAGUGGAAGUACGAGGUUCCUGUGUGAAGAGUGCUGAGGAACGGGACACUCCAAAAUUAUAUUGUGGAGCAGAUGGAGAUUGGCUUGUACCUCUAGGAAGGUGCAUCUGCAGUGUUGGAUAUGAAGAAGUGGAUGGGUCCUGCCAUGCUUGCGGACCAGGAUUUUAUAAAGCAUUUGCUGGAAAUAUAAAGUGUUCCAAGUGCCCUCCACACAGUCAAACCUUCGUGGAAGCAACAUCUGUGUGUCAGUGUGAAAAGGGUUACUAUCGAGCUGAGAAAGAUCCACCAACUAUGGCAUGUACCCGACCACCUUCUGCUCCAAGGAACAUUAUCUUUAAUAUAAAUGAAACAGCUCUCAUGUUGGAAUGGAGUCCACCAAGUGACACAGGAGGAAGAAAAGAUCUCACCUAUAGUGUGAUUUGUAAGAAAUGUGGAUCUGAUGCCAGCCAGUGUGAGAUAUGUGGAGGAGGGAUCAGAUUCAUUCCAAGGCAUACUGGCCUAGUCAAUUCUUCAGUGACUGUACUUGAUUUUGUUGCCCACGCGAACUACACUUUUGAAAUCGAAGCCAUGAAUGGAGUCUCCGAAUUAAGUUUUUUACCCAAGCAGUUCACAGCUAUCACAAUUACUACAGACCUAGAUGCUCCGUCCUUGAUAGGUAUGGUCAGAAAGGACUGGGCUUCCCAAAACAGCAUUGCCCUCUCAUGGCAAGAGCCUGAUUUUCCUAAUGGAGCCAUUCUGGACUACGAGAUCAAGUACUAUGAGAAAGAGCAUGAGCAGCUGAGCUAUUCCUCCACAAGGUCGAAGGCUCCCAGUGUUAUCGUCACAGGCCUCAAGCCAGCCACCAAGUACAUAUUUCAUAUCAGAGUCAGGACCGCAACAGGAUACAGCGGCUAUAGCCAGAAGUUUGAAUUUGAAACUGGAGAUGAAACUUCAGAUAUAGCAGCAGAACAGGGACAAAUCCUGGUCAUCGCCACAGCUGCUGUUGGUGGAUUCACUCUCCUCGUCAUUCUCACUCUGUUCUUCCUCAUCACUGGAAGGUGCCAAUGGUAUAUAAAGGCAAAAAUGAAAUCUGAAGAAAAACGAAGAGCUCAUUUGCAAAAUGGACACUUGCGAUACCCUGGAACCAAAACAUAUAUCGAUCCAGACACAUAUGAAGAUCCAUCGCUUGCUGUUCAUGAAUUUGCUAAGGAGAUAGAUCCAUCACGAAUACGUAUUGAGAGAGUUAUUGGAGCAGGUGAAUUUGGAGAAGUAUGCAGUGGUCGCUUGAAAACACCGGGGAAAAGGGAGAUUCCUGUAGCCAUAAAAACUUUGAAAGGUGGAUAUGUGGAUAGGCAGCGCCGGGAUUUCCUUCGAGAAGCUAGCAUCAUGGGACAGUUUGACCAUCCAAAUAUUAUCCGCCUUGAAGGAGUUGUGACAAAAAGAUCCUUCCCGCCCAUUGGGGUGAAGUCUCUUUGCCCAAGAUUCCUGAGGGAAGGACUUUUAAAUAGCCUUCCAGCCCCACAUCCUCUGUCACGGGGAGGAUCUUUGCCUCCCAGGAUUUCCUCUGGCAGACCAGUAAUGAUUGUGGUUGAAUACAUGGAGAAUGGAUCCCUGGACUCCUUUCUACGGAAGCAUGAUGGCCACUUCACUGUCAUCCAGCUUGUCGGCAUGCUACGUGGAAUAGCUUCUGGCAUGAAAUAUCUCUCAGAUAUGGGCUAUGUACAUCGAGACCUGGCAGCUCGGAAUAUAUUGGUCAACAGUAAUCUCAUGUGUAAAGUCUCUGAUUUUGGCUUAUCGCGCGUAUUAGAAGAUGACCCCGAAGCUGCUUAUACAACAAGUGGUGGAAAAAUCCCCAUCAGAUGGACAGCUCCUGAAGCUAUAGCCUACAGAAAGUUCUCUUCAGCAAGUGAUGCAUGGAGUUAUGGGAUCGUGAUGUGGGAAGUGAUGUCAUAUGGAGAACGGCCAUACUGGGAAAUGUCGAACCAGGAUGUAAUUCUGUCCAUAGAAGAAGGUUACCGGCUUCCUGCUCCCAUGGGCUGCCCAGCUUCUCUCCACCAGCUAAUGCUUCAUUGUUGGCAAAAGGAAAGAAACCAUCGACCAAAGUUCAUUGACAUUGUCACCUUCCUAGAUAAAUUGAUACGCAACCCAAGCUCUCUUCAUACUCUAGUAGAGGAUAUACUUGUCAUGCCAGAUUCACCUGGUGAAAUUCCAGAAUACCCUUUCUUUAUAUCAGUCAGUGAUUGGCUGGACUCAAUAAAAAUGGGCCAAUACAAAACUAACUUCAUGGCAGCAGGGUACACAACUAUGGAUCUUGUUUCAAGAAUGAAUAUUGAUGACAUUAGAAGAAUUGGUGUUGUACUUAUUGGACACCAGAGACGAAUAGUGAGCAGUUUACAGACUUUGCGAAUACACAUGAUGCACAUACAGGAGAAAGGAUUUCAUGUAUGAAAGUACUUAAAGUGACUGUGUUUUGUGCCUCAGCAUUUCUAAAAUGGAAGAUACUCUCAUUCCUACUUUCUGCUCUUCCCAGCUUCAAGAACUGCAACUUCCUACUACUCAUACUAUAAACACAUAAUGUUUACGUUAAUGCUUCCAUCUUGAAAUUUUUUAACCCACACGGCAUAGUUUCUCCCUCAAUUAACUGUUAAUAACAUCCUGGCCCACUGCAAGACUGUUGCUAUACAAUGGGAAAUAGCUCAGGAUGGAUGUAAAACUUUGUAUAACUGUAGAAGUUUUUGGGAAACUUUCAUGGACUCCCUUGAAAGUUAAAGCCUUUGUGGCUUGGAGUGGCUACCUUCUUGAUGUAUUAGAAUUUGAUGGUAGAUUACAAAAAAAGAGAAAGUAAUUGACAUUUCUUUUCAUGUUUUGUGACCAUUUAGCUUCCAGUAUAAAAUGUGCAAUCAAGAAAAAGAGUUUGACAUAAAUAUUUAUUUUAUUGUUAACUAAAUUCCAAAUAUAUGGGUUGUAUUGUUAUGUUUACUUUGUACAAGUUGGAUUGCUGGUAUGGAAGCUGUAAGAAUUCUUGGCCAAAUGAACAAUGACAACUUAUAGUGAUUCCUUGUGCGUGUGAACAAGCUAAAGUGAUGGAAAAGAUAAAAGUCUGUCACAUUUUUUGUGAUGACGAGUGUAAAAUCUAUGUGUUUGGAUAUCAAGUUCAGAGUGAUUACUUGCAAAAUUAAUUAUUGAGCAGUUUACUGUUACUCAUUUACUUUAAAAAUUCUUCUGUAUAGGCCUCUACAUAAUGAACUAUCCCCACAGAGGCUGUUUUGAACAACAUGCAAUACAUCAUUGUUAUAAUUUACUCAGCACAAUGAAUUUAUGCAGAAUUUAUCAUUAUAAAUUUCUACUUCGGUUAGACACCCUUAAAGCAUUUGCUAUUUUGCAUCAAGGGAAAUCCUUUUUAUUGUGGCAUACCCAUUCUCCGUAGGCCAACCAAUAUUUUAAUUUGAAUACUAAACAUUUAAAAUACAUUUUCAAAAUACAGUUCCAUGGAAAAUGACACUUUUACGCCUUUGUUUCCCUGUCUUGAGGAUAUGAUCAUCUGUCUCUCCUUGAUGCCAAUCAAUAGAAAUGGGAAAUUAUUCUAGUGACUUUCAAAUAGGUUCAUGCUAAUAUUCAUUAAUGACCAAUAGUCACAAUAUCAGUUCAAUGCACACACACAAAAGGUGACACAGGCAUUGAAAGAGGAGAAAUAUCAGUGUCAUGAAACAUCUGUUGAUUAGUACAAUGGUUCCCAACCUUUGGGCGACCAGGUGUUUUGGACUUCAACUCCCAGAAAUACCAGCCAGCUUACCAACUGUUAGGAACUAUGGGAGCUGAAGUCCAAAACACCUGAAGGCCCAAGGGUUGAGAACCACUGGAUUAGGCAAAUCAGACUGAGAUACAGGAACUAAAUUAAUUUAUCAGAUGGAAACCUUAGGUACUUGUCCUUCCAGCUAUAGCAAUAGGCAUAUAAUAUACCUGAAAGUAAAAGCGCUAAAAUAUCUGUAUCCUCCUCAAAACAUGCAUAGAUCUACUGAGCUACAUCAUCCUACUCUGCAUGGGAUAUAUGCUGUUCUGUACAUGCAAUGAGCGGGUUUGCAUGCUCUGAAAGCCAUGCACAAUUACAUAUAUGUCACAUGUAGGGAUAGUGUAGUGCUUUUAUACUGUUAUAUGAAGCAAGACUAUACUCUGUGUAUUCCUGAUAUACAUUUUAUGGCCAGCACGCAAACAAAAGGGACAUAAUAUUAAUUUAAUCAAACAAAAAUGUCAGAGGAAUUAUCUCUUAACAGUUUACAAUUUGCAAUUUAAAGGCUGUGCGUUUUAGACAGGCAGAUGUAACAGGAACAUGACCCGAGCUGAUCAUUUUAACCAAUUUAAGUAAGCAGUUCUACUUGGCAUGCCAUGCAGUGGUUAAUAGUAUGUUUAUUUAUUUUUCUAUAGCUGAAUUUCAGUAUGAUGCGGCUGUAAUUCAGAUUUGUUUCCCCCUUUACCUUUCUAACCUCCUAAAAAUAUUUUUGAUUGACUUCGGCAUUUUUAAGUACUUGUGCAUUGAACAGACACCAAUACUUUUGGAGUGCCCUUUUGCAAGUUUGGAAUUCAGUCUAACGGAUUCAUGUUCAUGCAUGCAAGCAGACUCUCAUUUGUUGUGUCAGGUCAUGUUUGCAGGAUGAGAAGAAACAAACUUUGCUUCAUGUAUUUCAACAUUAUUUCUGGGGGAAAUGCUAAUUUUAAUGUUUGUGAGGGUUUUGCUCUUUAUCUAUUUCGGGAAAGCAGCCAUACAAGUUGUAGUUUUCAACAUUCAACUUUGUAUAUAAAAUAUAUCCUUUUCCUCUGGGCUUUUCCACUUGUCUACCAUCACUGUGGUGCUCAUAUUUUCCAUGCCACCCCUAUCAGGCUUUACUGAAAUUCUGAAGUGUAGAUUAGAGCUAUACCUCAAACAAAAAGUUCUGCACUGGCCAAGGAUUGUCGCGAUGAAGAGUUUCUCUUUGUACUGAGCUCCUCAGAGAGAUCCAAGUCAUAGCCACCCCUUUUUAUGGGUUGCCACCCAGAGAGCAAGCAACUCCAUGUGAAGGUUGGCUAGCUGAAACAGUCUUGUUUUAGAAGCUAUUAAAUGGCUAUUUGUUUGGGAAAGUCCCUUUGGAUAUUAUCAAGGUGGCAACUUCCAUGAAUACUAUUGACAAACAAACAAAAACUGAUUUUUUUAAAUCUUACAGUAAAAUCAUGGUUAUCUGGUGUGGAUUAUUGUACCUGUUGAGUGGAUACUUACUCACUGAUGGUUUUAAGAAUCCCUUUCAGCAUUUUAAUCUUGGUAUAUCUGAACUAAUCCACCAACUAAAUGCUUAUAAGUUUCUGUGUUCACACAGGGUGCUUUGCAUCUGAAGGAAACUUGCACACAGAGCUUAUGCUUUUUUCCCUUGUCCACAUUCAGCAUUGAACAUCACAAAAAGGUCCACCUGAAUGGCAACACCUGAAAACACUGAAUGGAGAAGCAUUACUUUCAAGAUGUAUUUGAUUCUGAGGUUCAUCUAUACCAGCAGAGGAUUAACAAUAUCUGCAACUGUUCAACUUUAGUUAAAACUAUACAGACAAAUCCUUCCACAAACUUAAAUGUACGCAUCGACACCCUUCCAUAUGUAUGAAAAGUUGCAUGUUGUACAUUCAUCAGUGUAUAAUAUAUGAAAAUGUAGAUUUAUCAUUCUGUGGAAAUAUAUAUUUUCAAUAGAAAAUGUUAGAAAAAAAAAUCACAAUAUAAACAUUUAUUAAAUAUAUUUUUCUAAUCAUCUAAAGAAAGUGGAAAGGUAUGAAAUCUUUAAGUAACAUUAUCUUGAAUCAGUUUUUAAAAUCUUCUCCUGUUUUUUCCCCUGUGUAUGAAUGGUCUUUUCUCUCCCUUGUUUUGUUGUGUAACUACUAAAGAAUGCACUGAAAAUACAAUUUCCAAUUUUUCAAGCUGCAUAUUAAGAGGGUGUUUCAUAUGUUUAUGCUCCUGAUAGGAAGAUCAUUCUCUUUCUACAUGGUAUAAGUGCAAAUUGCUAUUCCUUCAAAUUUAUGAAUAUUUUAGCAUAAUAAUAUAUAUAGACUUUAUGUAUAUGUACAAAAGUCUCCCUCUUCUAUCCAAAUGGGUUCACUACUCAGCAGAAAAAUAUGUGAUUUUGCAUACACAUAGAACUUAAUUAAAUAGAUAGGUUUUUUUCCUGGAAAAUAUAGACAGGCAAGUCAAUAACUCUUAAAAUAUUUUGAGAAUAAUAUCGCAGAAGUCAGUUUAAAACAUUAAAAUAAAUGGUGACUAAAUGAACUGUACUUUAUUCCUUGUGGUGGGUGGGGUCAUGAUAACUUGUUGACCUGAUGAUGUGUUUUAAUGUGUACAUGGGCCUCCUGUGCGAGGCAACUUUAAAAUUAGAUCCAUAUUUAUUGAUUAUGUAUUCAAAUUCUCUGUCUUUGCCAAGUGAGAAACUUUUGAAGGAGAUCAUACUCGAUAUCUAUGCCAAUAGGAAUAUGCUAAGUUUGCAAGGCGACUUGCAAAAUUCAAGUGAAAUGUUCUCUCUCUUUCUCUUAUCUCUAAUUGUUGAAUGCUUUAAUUCCUUUCAGCUGAAGAAUGCAUAAAGUCUCCUGAUUUAAAAUCUUUGAGUAUUAUUAAAGGGGACUUGGGCCAAGAUCCCAUUGAGUUGUCCCCAGAUGGAGCUGCUUCUGUUAACAGUAUCAAGAGAAAACACCCCACUCCCUUCUGCAGUUCCCAAGGGAAACUCUUCGAAGGUUUUUAUGCCUACAAAAAAGAGGGGAACAAAAUUCUAUCUUAUUUGUGGUUGGCCGCUGAUAUAAUGUUGGAUUUAGGCUCCAUUAUGUCACCAAAGUCAUUGAAAACAUGUGACAAAAACCAGGGUUUUUUUUGAAGCUGGAAUCUACAUUGCCAUAUAAUCCAGUUUCAGAAUGCAUCUUAACUGCUUUGAACAAGCUGAGUCCACACUGCCAUAUACGAGGGUUAUCCAGAAAGUAAGGUUACAAGAUUUUUUAAAAAAUACAAAAAAUGAAUAUAUUUUAAUAAAACUUGCAUGGAUUGUAGCAUAGGUAUUACAUUAUCUUUCCAUAUAAUCACCACUCAGUUUAAUACAUUUUGUCAUCUGUGGGAUGACUUUUUAAUCGGAGCUGUGAAAGCGGUGGCUUAAAAUAUCCCAACCAAAUAAAGUCAACAACUCUUGGGUGGCAUGAGCAAUGUGUAGAUGCACAUUGUCAUGAAGUAGACAGACUCCCACCGUCAGCAUCCCAUGACGUUUGUUUUGGAUGGCUAUGUGAAGUUUCUUCAUGGUCUCACAAUAUAUUCUGUACACAUUUUGUCACGUGCUGUUUUGACAUUACGUCCUCUCCAUAAACUGAAAUGAUUUUGUGAUAAAUCGCAGUGGCGUUAAUGCCCUUAGCAUUAAGGUAGCAUCUUACGGCACGAACUUCGCAUUUGAGGGAAACGGAAUGAGGAUGCUCAUCUCUAACUUUCCCCACAAUGCUAGUUGAUGAGCUACUGACGACUGGCACUGCUCGUUCACUUCCACUGGCUUCCCACUACACAGUAGUGAUGCCAACUUCCCCCAAGAGAAUUCCUGGCAAGUGCCUUGUAACCUUACUUUCCAGAUAAUCCUCAUUAUUCAGUUUAAUGCAGUUAAUCUGCAUUCUGAAACUGGAUUAUAUGGCAGUGUAGAUCCAGCCCAAGAGUUACGUUUUGUAGGGUUUAUCAUAGGUUGGGUUUGGAGGCUGCAUGGCAGGUUUAUGAGGAGCAGGAGGUAUGUGUGGGUCUUCCGUGUUCUCCAUCACAUUGGUGAAGCUUAAGUAAAAGUAACCUCAUAGAACAAUAUGUCCAGAGAUAAGAGACAUAGUCUGCUCUUUUGAGAUGAACCUAUGGUCAUGGGCAAUAAUAACAUAAGGGAAUUAGGACUCUUUUUACCCUGUGGAAAUACUAUCACACAUUGUUAUGGCUAAUCCAGGAGUACUGAUUAAUUAUUUUGGAGUGUUUAUUUGUCCCCAGAAUGAGGACUUAGGGGACUUGGAAGGUCCGCAAUGAGCUGGGUAAAUCAAAUGGCUGGGGAGGGACUACUUGAGACCUAGGACUAAUAGUCCUAGCAUUUGACCUGAUUUAAGAUACAUUACAUGGACUUUUAUUUUAUUGAAGCCAAUCUGCACCUCGCUUCUGCAAUGUGUCAGCUCUGACACCUGCUCUAAACAUCCUGUACAUCCACUCAACCUUGAUUACAAUAAAACUUUGGUUCAAAGGGAAUGAAAAGUAGUUUAUUUCUUUCAUUGGGGUAUGUUUCGCUUGUACACACAAAGGUCCUUAUUGCACCACACCAUUAUGCUAUCAUAGCAGCUGUUUAGACUCAGCUUUAUCACAUGGUGUUAUGGUUCUCCUAGUGUUAUUGUGCUGCGUAGUCUGUGGGAACGUUGAAAUAAUCCAUUACUGACCCCUUCCCACUACAAUUCAGUAACUAAUUUGAAUAUCACUAUUUCAUUCCACUUCCUUAUGAUGAUGAUCAGUCAGUGGGAACAGUAUGGGCAUGGUCUGGUUAUUGGCAGGGAAUCUUCACACUACUUCUGGUCCUCUGGUGCAGAAUCUGUUUUGUAGGUUACUGAUAUAGUGCAAAAACAGAUUGAAGAAAGUUGACCAUAGGGCUACACUGGAGAAUCUUGAGAUUCCUAGAUAGAAUAUUUUGAUCAAAUCAUGUAUAAUCAAAUCCACAAAAGUCAAAAUCGCAAAUGUGGAGGGACAACUGUAAAAAAUAAUGCAACUAUUUGAAAGGACCUGAUUCCACUUCAUACAACUCUUAUAAAUUUGUGAGGGGUUCCAGUCAGCCCUUUAUCCCAGGAGCAUCCGCGUUUUAAUAAAGCCGAUGUUCCUUGGGGCCUGUCUACACCCAUCCCAUGCGCUUUCUGGGGUGGGUGCCCAGAUAUUCUGCUGGGACUGGCCCGGCAGAACAUCUGGGGGCCCUCCCUUCUCCCACACAGCCCAAAAACCUCUUUUAAAAGUAAAAUAAAUUUAUCUGGCCUCCAUUAUAGUCUUGCUGGAGCUCUCCCAAUGAGUAGAAAUGACACACCAGGAAGGGGGGAGAGAGAGCAUUGACAAUGCUCUUGAAAAGUGGAUCAACAAGUUCUUGUUAACCAGCAUACUCUGCAAAGGCAUACUCGCUACAGAAUAAAAUGCACUGUUAAUAGGCCAGUUGCCUCAAAUAUUGAGCUUUUUUUGAUAAACCCAAUUAUCUGAUGAAGACUCCUGAGAGUUGAAACCAGUUGUGAAUGAUUGUUGGAAUCCACUCUUGUGUAAUAAAUUAAAUAGGACAUUUACUGUGCGAGAAUUUGGAGUCUACUCAUCUAUAGUAAAGACACAAGAACUAUUUCCACACAUGUGAAGAGGAAUUUUUUCAUCUUUUGAGAAAAGAACAAAUUAUUAUUGUUUAAUGUGAAUGUAACUAUCCUAUGUUUUAACUGACAUUUGUAUUUGCAUGUAUACAUUGAGCUUCUGUGUGUUUAGAUAUUUUGCCCCUUCUACACUGCCAUAUAAAAUCCAGAUUAUUUGCUUUGAACUGGAUUAUAUGACAGUGUAGACUCCUAUAAUCCAGUUCAAAGCAGAUAAUGUGGAUUAUCUGCUUAGAUAGCAGUGUAGAAGGGGCCUGAAUCAAUGAAUGAGUGAAUACUCUAUAGCUUCUCACAAUGAAAAGUUUUGCCCCCAUCAAACAGUUUGCCCUGAAUUCAGGGGCUCCUGUGCAAGAUUCUCCCCAUCUGAAAAUCUUCAUACAUAUUUCAAGAGAGGAAGCAAAUUUUUGCACAAGUUCCCAUGUCUUCUGAUUGGAAAAUGAACAUCUUUUCCUCUUUCCUCCCUGGUCCUUGGUGCAUGUGACUAUUAUGGGCACAUAUCAUUCUUUAAACUGGGAUGUUUCUGCUUCUUUGACUUAAAGUUAUGUCCAUUGCUGGUUAUGAAUAUUUAUUUGUCUCCGCUUUACUGCCAACUGCAACUUAAAGCCAUUAUGUUUGAAGAGAAGAGCUUGGUGUCCAUUUUUUAAAGCUGACAUUUUCCUCUUAUGCCCUAAUGUUCACCAUUAUUUUCGUUUAAGAGAUAUCAGUCACUCAUAUUUCACUUUUCUUUCUUUCAUAAAUUUGUAGUUAUAAGACAGGAAUAUUGCUCCGACGAAAGUUUAACAUACCGAGCUGGGAUCCCAAGAGGAAAUAUAGAUAUAUUCCUAGGCUAGAAACUAGACGUGAAGUAAUCCUCAUUUACUUGAGAGGCUUUAUUAUUUUCCUCAUUUGAAAUCUACUACUAUAAUAAUAAUAAUAAUAUGAUGUUCCAUGUAAAUUUUCAUGUGCUGGCAUGCCUAUAAGUUAGUAGUGUAAUAAAAUGCUCAGCUCUCACAACUAGGGCGUUUUAAGGUGAAUUGCAUUCAUAUGCCAUCUAUUUGCAGAAAGAAUAUGGGGUUUGGCAAAGCUACAUGCUGAGCAACAUUAUAAGAUAUUUGUACAACGUACAAGUUACCGAUGAUUAUUGUAUUUUAUUUUUCUAUUAUUUCCUAAAAGGCAUUAUCAGGUCUUACAGAUGGAGUAAGCCUGUUUACUAAGAUAUUUAUUAUCAAAUAAAAGUAUGGUACUGGUGGUUA
Molecule: messenger RNA, 12315 nt
Organism: Anolis sagrei ordinatus
Lineage: Eukaryota; Metazoa; Chordata; Lepidosauria; Squamata; Anolidae
Gene: EPHA6
Product: EPH receptor A6
Biological process (GO): axon guidance; ephrin receptor signaling pathway; protein phosphorylation
Cellular component (GO): dendrite; plasma membrane
Molecular function (GO): protein binding; ATP binding; transmembrane-ephrin receptor activity
Source: RefSeq, a predicted model, not a curated record